Antechinus flavipes (yellow-footed antechinus) is the source of this 4303-nucleotide messenger RNA. RefSeq names its product caveolae associated protein 2 (gene CAVIN2). Bases 291 to 1574 code for a protein of 427 amino acids. Gene Ontology annotation, molecular function: protein kinase C binding. Gene Ontology annotation, cellular component: caveola; cytoplasm. Lineage: Eukaryota; Metazoa; Chordata; Mammalia; Dasyuromorphia; Dasyuridae. The transcript is spliced from 2 exons. The record is from RefSeq and is a predicted model, not a curated record.
GAAGUGCUUGUGUGUAUCUAAAAAACUGAGUAGAUUUUGGAGUGUUCUAGCUUUCACCUCCCACUGGGUGGAGUAGGGGCUUUAAGAGCAGCUGGAAUGUAGUUUCCAUGAUCAGAGUUUAGCCAAUUGUUGCCUGCUUGUACCUCUGCCAGUCCUGAAAGGGUAGUGCUCUGAGCAGCAGCUCAGCUCAACCAGAAGGCAUUUACUUUGCGCCUACCUUUCAGGGUAGUGCUGACCAGCAGACCAAGGAGCUCCUGUUUGCAGGAAAGAAAGAUUUCACUGUUCCUAACAUGGGAGAGGAUGCUGUGCAAGCUGAAAAGUUCCAGGCUAGAGAUAACCCUGGCCCAGAUGUGCUGCUACAACAGGAAAAGGCAUCAAAUGCCAGUCCAGUGCCAUCAUCCACCCCAAGUCCCAGCCUGAAUUGUAUGACCACAGAUGACUCGAUCCGGGAGAGUUCCCAGGUGAAUGCUGUCACAGUGCUUACCCUCCUGGACAAGCUGGUGAAUAUGCUGGACACGGUGCAGGAAAACCAGCACAAAAUGGAGCAACGGCAGAUCAACCUGGAGGGCUCUGUCAAGGGCAUACAGAAUGACCUCACCAAGCUAUCCAAGUACCAGACAUCCACAAGCAAUACAGUCAGCAAACUCUUGGAGAAAUCCCGCAAAGUCAGCGCUCAUACCCGAGAAGUCAAGGAGCGCAUGGAGCGCCAGUGUGCCCAGGUGAAAAGACUGGAGAGCAACCAUGCCCAGCUCCUGAAGAGAAACCACUUUAAAGUGCUCAUCUUUCAGGAAGAAAAUGAGAUUCCUACCAGUGUGUUUGCAAAAGAGCCUGUUCCCAGCAUAACCGAAGGAAAGGAAGAAUCUGUGGAUGAAAACAAAUCCCUGGAAGAGACCUUGCAUACAGUGAACCUGUCAUCAGAUGAUGAAAUGCCUAAUGAAGAGGAUGCCCUGGAAGAUAGUACUGAAGAAAAGGUAGAAGAAAGUAGGGCAGAGAAAAUAAAAAGAUCAAGCCUCAAGAAAGUGGAUAGUCUCAAGAAAGCCUUUUCUCGCCAAAAUAUCGAGAAGAAGAUGAACAAGUUAGGCACAAAGAUUGUAUCUGCGGAGAGGAGAGAGAAGAUUAAGAAAUCUUUCACCACCAACCACCAGAGAACAUCGUCAGGGAAAAGCUCUCCUUUUAAAGUAUCUCCCCUGACUUUUGGUCGAAAGAAAGAUCAUGAAGGAGAGGGUCCCACUGAAGAAGAGACCAAGCCAGUAGACACAUCAGCCAGUGAGCAGGCCCUGACUGAGAAUGAAGGAAGUUCUUUCACCGAGGCCCCUUCGGAAACAUCUUUCCCUACAGCUCAGCUGGAAGAGAAUAUAGCCAAAGAUGUUCAGGAGAAGUCUGUCACAAGAGACAGCAACCCUGCAACUAAGAACAUUGAGCUGUCCAUUGUGGAAGAUGAAGAGUUUGAAAUGGCCCAGGAAUACUCUCAAAAGAACCAUGAUGAACACUACAGACUCACCAUUGGAGAGGCAGAACAGUCUGAUGAAGAGCAAGCCCAACCUGCAGUUCUCCAAAUAGACCAAACAGCAUAACUUCUCACCUUUCUUUCAUGCUUUCACCUCCCAUAAGGUUUAGUUACGUGAAUAACCAAGAGCUAUGAACAAACUGCUGCCUAUUUCCAGUGUUAUUGAUUCACUUUAUCUGUUAUUUCCUUUGCUGUAAUAAUUUAUUUCAUAGGAGCAUCAUCCAGAAUGACCAAGACUUACUACUAUCUGAUGCUCUGAUUCUUUAACUCUCUUAGUAGUUGAGUCCAUUCAUAUAGAAUUUCUUUGAGCAUUACUUUAAAAAAAGAAAGAAAGAAAGAAAGACAGCAAUGCAGGGGAGGGGGAAUUAAUCAGUUUGGUUUAGAGAAACCACUAGAUGCUUGGGAUACUAGUCAUGAAAUCUAUGAGUUAAUGUUUUCUCCCCUACAAUAAUUUCAUACUUAAGUGAAUAAUGUAGCAUGAAUCUAAUGUUAACAGAAUUUGAUUUCCCAUACUUAAUGCUAACUGUGAAUUACUGAUUGUUUCAGUAGGUAUAUGUGUAGAUAUAUGUGCAUUUUACUUAGGUUUCAUUGAAAUCUAAAGCAUUUGCAGAGGAUAGAAGUUAGAAUAUGAUAUUCACUUUAAAAAAAAGCACUGUAGUAUAUUAUAAAUGGAGAAGUCAUUAAAAAGAGAGACAGAGAAAGAGAUAAGUAGACAGGCCUAAUGAGCCAAGGCAAAAGAGGAAAAAAGUGGGACAGAGGAAAAGUGAUUGAAAGAUAAAUAGAAGUAGGAAAGAGAACAGAGAAUGAGAGAAAGAGGAAGGAAAAAAAUACAAAGAGAUGGGGGAAAUGCUUCUAGUGUUAACCUUACUAAUUCAUUCCUUAAAUAGCACCAAUUUAAUACUUUCUUAUAUCCUAGAAUAGUAUUUUAGUAAAUAGCAUCCUUGAAAUAUUAUGUCAGCAGCUAUUUUGAAAAUAAUAUAGUAGAUACAUAAUUUGUACAGUAUUAAAGCAGAAAAAGUAACAAGAAUGUAAUGUUUUCUUAAUGAAGAUAAUAAGCUUUAAAUGUUUCUCUGAGGAAACUCAAGAGAAUAUGCUCUAGUUAAAGAUGAAAUGAUUUAGGGAACAGCAAAUACCAAUCAAUAGAUGCAGAGUUUUGCCAAGAAAAUAUCUUCCUUUGCCUUCAUUUUAUAAUUUCCAUGUUGAAGCCACCUAUGUCUUACUAUUAUAGAAUUUAGGUUUUCAUAUAGUUCAAGAUCAGGCACUGGAAGUGUAUAGAAUGAGAUUGGGUUAAAUUAGCUAUCUCUUUUUUGUUCAAAAUAUUAAUUGCAUUCCAGAAUAUAGUUCACUUAGAGAUUAAUUUACAAAAAAAGUAUAACCGAUGUUUAUAGUCUUGAAGCACAAUGAUGUUUAUAUGCUUUUUUAAUGCAAACAUAUUAUAGAUUUCAGUCCUAACUUAUACUGUGCCAAAGGGUUGCUUUCUCUAGAAGUGUUUUGCAAUGAGAAAUGCUGAUGUGAUGAGGAAAAUAUUACAUCAUAAAUAGCUUAAUGACAACUAUUUAAGGAAAGAAAAUUCUAUGCCACCAGUAAGUUAUAUGAGGAAUUGCCUUUCCCCUUUCUUCCCUCCCUCCUCCCCUUCCCCCAAAUAGAGGCUCCUAGAUUACAUACUUCAACGUUUCAACAUUUUGAGAAUGCAUGACUCAGUCAGCAGGGGAACUCUGCCCAUGGAUGAAAUUUUCAACACUCUCCCAAUUUGGUUCAGAAAAAAAAAGUCUUCCAGGAGUUGUUGUGGAUAAAAAUCAACAGCAGCUGGUAGUCAACCAUGUGGUGAAGGACUUCUUCAUCUAAGCUAGCCUGGAUUGCAGAAGAUAGACAUACCAUCAACUGCCAGGCCUAUUGACAUGAACUGGAAGUUCUGCCAUCUUGGUGGGACCUGUCAGGACCUCCACUUUACUGACAUUAUUUUUAAGAACUGUCACCCUGUUCUUUAAUGACAAAUCACAGUAAGACUUCAGUGGCAAGGGAUAUUAAUAUUAAUGUACAAAACCCAAAUAUCUGCUAGUACAAGUAAAUCUGAACACACAAAUCUUGGCCGUUGUAAAGAUAAAUCUGAAGAGAUAAAUGGCUCCCAUUCUUUCAAAUGUGCAAAUAUUAACUGUUUUCUGGGACAUGUUGUAGCGGAAGGAACAUUGGAUGUGAAAACAGAAGAAUCAGAUUCAAAUCCCAGCUCUCCCACUUUUUACUGAUUAUUGAUUCUGGAUAACUCACUUCAACCUCCCAGGAUCUCAGUUUCUCAUCUGUUCAGUAUUGCGCUAGGUGACCACUGAUAUCCUAAUUCUAAAAUUAUGACACUACAAUAUGAUUUUUGAGUAUUUCACAUGUACAAUCACAACAAAAAAGAAAAGUCAAUUCCAGGAAGACAAUAAAGAUGGAAAGAGGAAAAUAUGAAAAGAAAACAAUGGCUAAAAAGUACCAUUAAUUUCCUUGAAAAAAAAUGCCAAUAAAAUCAGUAAUCAAUUCUCUUUUGGAGAGAGUAAAAAAAUUCUUUAUAUACAUAUGCAUUAAGGACUAGUUGUGAAUUUUUAAACCAUUUUUUUUUGCAUUUUUCCUGAUUCCUCAAAACAGAGGUGGCAUCCUGGAUUCUCAGAAGUCAUUAUAACUAUUCAAUAUGACAAGAAAAAGGAAUUAGGAUUUUCUUCUGAGAGCAUCUUAGAAAGGCAAUCUUUAAUGGACAUUUUGCUAGCAAGAAGCAUAGAGGUAGAUUCUUAUUUUGUAUUAGCAACAAUAUAAUUUCAAAUA